AUGCUAAUAUCAAAUACAACUCAAUCUAAUUCUCGGAAUUCUGUAACUCGUACUAUUCUUACUGGAUCUAACUCAAUUAUCUAUUCUCUUCAUAAAUACAAGAGAAGCAGUCUGAAAAAUAAAAAUCGCAAUCAAAAUGAAGAUGAAUUCGUAUAAACAAAAUUUACUUAGUUAAGAAGAAAGAGUUGCUAUUGCAACGAAUGCGGCCAACUAAGCAAUUUUCAAUUUAAGUAGCUCAAUAACAAUGCGUCAAUUCGAUAAAACAAUAUCUACAUUAAGACUACCUCUAUUUGUUAAUCGGUGAAAUUAAUUAACACAUCUCGUAGGCCAUCUGUAUUAUUUUAGAGACAUCAUUCGAGAAUGAAUACUUAUGGAGAAACUCAACUCUCCCAAGUUUACAACUUGACUCCGACCAGACUGAGUCCCAUUAAACCUAAAUAGGGUGCCCAGACCAAAUUAAAAUACUAUCUCUAAAACCAGACAAUAUAGCAGACUAAGAGGAAUAGAUAAUUCUAACUUAAUUUAAUUACUGUUCAUUAAAGUCAUAAAGAUUAAGAAUCAUAAAUAACCAAUAAAGUUUUAGCUAAGAGUCCACUCACUUAGAGGAAAACUAAACCUGAUGUAAGGCCAUACUUAAGCCAUUUAAAAUUGAAACCAAUUUGCAUUAAAAAUUAAAUUACUCACUUUGAAAUCUGA
Molecule: messenger RNA, 696 nt
Organism: Paramecium tetraurelia
Lineage: Eukaryota; Ciliophora; Oligohymenophorea; Peniculida; Parameciidae
Exons: 2
Source: RefSeq, a predicted model, not a curated record